Mizuhopecten yessoensis (Yesso scallop) is the source of this 1289-nucleotide messenger RNA. Its product is annotated as beta-1,4-galactosyltransferase 7-like. The coding region runs from base 187 to 1062 and encodes 291 amino acids. The record is from RefSeq and is a predicted model, not a curated record. The transcript is spliced from 6 exons. Lineage: Eukaryota; Metazoa; Mollusca; Bivalvia; Pectinida; Pectinidae. Gene Ontology annotation, molecular function: xylosylprotein 4-beta-galactosyltransferase activity. Gene Ontology annotation, biological process: carbohydrate metabolic process; proteoglycan biosynthetic process.
CUGGUCAGUUCAUUACAAUUCUCACCAGUUAUGAGAGGUUUCUACUGAUCGUUGAUGGGUGGUUUCUCUUAUUUUUACAAAAAGUAAAAAAUGAGCCAAAUUCCUUAACCCGUUCUUGUGCUGCAGUUAUACAGUUAUCUACUUGGAAGAAGGUUGUAUGAUCGUAAGAUAAACACACCCGAAUCUAUGAAGAAGGUGCUUUUUGGGCGCCGAUUCUUAGUUGGCGCAGCAGUUUUAUCUGUUUUGAUAUGGUUCUCCAUUGAGGUCAUUUUUGACAGACAUGUAUCAACAAUGUCAGAAUUUAAGGAAGUACGGAAUAGCAGGACAUAUGACAAAACUCACAAGAUGGCGUUGUUGGUACCGUUUAGAAACUGUAUUAAUGAAUUAAAGGAGUUUGCACCCCACAUGAUGAAAUUCCUCAACAACCAAAGAAUCCCUUACACUAUCUAUGUGAUCAACCAAGUAGAUGACCUCAGAUUCAACCGAGCUUCACUGGUUAACAUAGGGUUUCUUGAAAGACAUCCGGACUGUGACUACAUUGCGAUACACGAUGUUGAUCUACUGCCACUUAAUCCAAAGCUGAACUACAGCUUCCCGUCUGAAGGACCGUUCCACGUAUCUUCCCCUGAACUCCAUCCCUUAUAUCACUACUCGGAAUUUACUGGAGGAAUACUGUUAAUGACUCGAGAACAGUAUGAGAAGGUAAACGGUAUGUCUAAUAAGUUUUGGGGAUGGGGCGCAGAAGAUGACGAUCUGGCAUUAAGGAUCUUGCAUCAUGGAUUUAAGACAAUACAUCCACUCGGUCUAAAGACGGGUUUUCAGAAUACAUUCCGCCACAUUCAUGAGAGCAAGAGACCCAGAGAUCAGGCAAGAUUUAUCGAUGAAUACAAGAUAAAAAGACGUAUGGAUGUGUCAUCCGGGUUGAAUAAUACACGAUAUACCGUAGAAAGUAGAAAUACAACACUGAUCAAUGGAACACAAGUCACCUUUAUCAACGUACACAUAACUUGUGACGUAAAAAUCACGCCUUGGUGUCUUAUGGAAAAGAGGAACACCCGUUAAAAAAUCCAUUCUGAUAGCCUAAUAACAAGUGGGAUUGGAGGUGUUGCAUGUUGUGUUGCCGGUUUAUUGAUGACAAAUAUUUAACGUUUAGGAGAACGCAUAUUCAGGACGCUUUGUAAGAUUUACCUGGAUACAAAACCAUAUUAAUAAAGGGGUGAUCCAAACUGUAUUGCGGAAUUUCCUGAUUAACGAAUAAGAUAAUAAAUACAUAUUUAUUCAUGUACAUA